This is a messenger RNA of Erythranthe guttata (spotted monkey flower), 2134 nucleotides long. The record is from RefSeq and is a predicted model, not a curated record. NCBI's taxonomy places the organism in Eukaryota, Viridiplantae, Streptophyta, Magnoliopsida, Lamiales, Phrymaceae.
UGGUUAUUAACCGUCGAUCGAUCUUAUAAUAAAAUAAGAUAGAUAGGAAAGAGAAAAAUACUUUAUAUAAGCACUCAAUUACGAGUUCCUUUCCAACAUAUCUCACACACACACACAAAUAAUAAACAAACAAGAUGUUGGCCAAAGCUUGCCAUCAUCUCCUCCCAAUAAAACUCCCCGCCACCACAUCACCGCCCAAGCUACCGCCGCCAACGACGUACAACCCCUCACAACACACCACCAUCUCCCGCGCCAUAUCGAUAACCGCCCCGGCCCCGGCCCCCCGAAAAACGGUACAAGACACCAAUGCGCCGCAAGACGACGCCGUCACGGCUUUCUGGGACUACCAAUUCCUCUUCGUCUCCCAACGCGCGGAAACCGCCGAACCAAUCCCCAUCCGCCUCGUCGACGGCGCGCUUCCGUCGGACUUCCCCUCCGGCACCUACUACCUCACCGGACCCGGCCUAUUCUCCGACGACCACGGCUCCACCGUCCACCCACUCGACGGCCACGGAUACCUCCGCUCCUUCAAGAUCGACGGCUCCUCCGGGAAGGUGGAGUUCAUGGCGAGGUACAUAGAGACGGAGGCGCAGGCGGAGGAGCGGGACCCCGCCACCGGCGAGUGGCGGUUCACCCACCGCGGCCCGUUCUCCGUCCUGAAGGGCGGGAAGAUGGUGGGGAAUACUAAAGUGAUGAAGAACGUGGCGAACACGAGCGUCCUGCAGUGGGGCGGGAGGCUGUUCUGUUUGUGGGAAGGCGGCGAUCCGUACGAGAUUGAUGCUCGUACGUUGGGUACUCUCGGCAAGUUUAAUCUCGUCGGUGAUCGGAAUAUUCCGCCGCCGGCGGAGUAUGAUGACGGUCGUGGAAGAUUAUUCCAUGCUGAUUUCUUGAAAUUGGCAGCUAAUAUCUUGAAGCCAAUACUAUACGGAGUGUUCAAGAUGAGUCCUAAGAGGCUGUUGUCUCAUUACAAGAUUGAUGUUAAACGAAAUCGACUGUUGAUCAUGUCGUGCAAUGCCGAAGAUAUGUUACUCCCUCGCAGUAACUUCACAUUUUACGAAUUCGACUCCAACUUCAAGCUGCUACAAAGCCAAGAAUUCAGCAUCCCAGAUCACUUGAUGAUCCAUGAUUGGGCCUUUACGGAUUCACAAUACAUAUUGUUCGGAAACAGGAUCAAGCUAGAUGUUGCAGGUUCAAUGGCAGCAGUAUGUGGUCUAUCACCCAUGAUAUCAGCACUAUCCCUGAAUCCAAACAAACCCACUUCUCCAAUCUAUUUACUUCCAAGAUUCCCAAACGCGCAACCAAACAGGUUUAGGGAUUGGAGAAUCCCAAUUGAAGCCCCUUCACAAAUGUGGGUACUUCACGUGGGAAAUGCUUUUGAAGAGAGAGAAGAUGAUAAUGGCAAUCUUCAUAUUCAAAUCCAAGCUAGUGGCUGCUCCUAUCACUGGUUCAAUUUCCAGAAAAUGCAGGUGAACAUAAGUUUGGAUUCUAAUGGAAACUGCCAAAAAUGUGGAGUAAAAGAUUUGAACCAAUGGAACAAACCUUCAGAUUUUCCGGUCAUCAAUCAAGAAUAUUCCGGCACCGAAAACACAUACAUUUACGCCGCGACUUCGUCCGGUUCACGCAGAGCACUGCCACAUUUCCCGUUUGACACGGUGGUGAAACUAAACACCGCCGACAAAUCCACACAAACUUGGUCCACCGGCAAACGGAGAUUCAUCGGAGAGCCAAUUUUCAUCUCUAAAGGCACUAAAGGGGAAGAUGACGGUUAUCUCCUCGUAGUGGAAUAUGCCGUGUCAACGCAGAGGUGUUAUCUCGUGGUUUUGGAUUCGAAAUCGAUCGGAAAGAAGAAUAGUGUAGUGGCAAGAUUUGAAGUACCUAGGCAUUUGAAUUUCCCUCUUGGAUUUCAUGGAUUUUGGGCUCCGGAUAAAGUGUGCAAUUCUUCUGUAAUUACUAGCCAAGUUUCAAGGCCUAAUCACGCGUUUGCUUUCUCUUCUGCAAGUGAUAGAUUAUAAGCCGGAUUAUAUAUUAUUGAUAUCUUUAGGACAUAAUAUUUAGCAAUAAUUUUGAUUUCAUAGUAUCAAGGGGUAUACACGUGUCACACCUUAAAGGUAUUUAUGUAAAUACUAGUUUUCUU